AUGCCGGCCGCGCGUUCGUCGCUCCUCUUUACGGCGAUCGAAUUCGUUUGCCUGUUUUGGGUCGUGGGAUCCGCGAACGACGUCAACGGAACGGUUUGCCGGUCAAGGAGAGAGUUCGAGGCGAAAUACCUGGUGUUCCCCGAAGGAAGCAACGUUCAACUAGUGUAUUGCCUGACGCUGACCACAUACGCGGAACCCACGGGAUUCUCCACCGUCGGGAUCACAGCUGGCCAGGCAUGGGAGUUGCCCAGCGAGAGCACGCUAUCGCAGGAGCCUCCGGACGUGUAUCAUCGUCGAAGCAGAAGGGAACUCUAUCGCAAAAUGGAGUCUCUGCUGGGAACACGGGGCAAAGACGGCAGAGCCUGCGUGCUGAAAGCAAUCUGCAAGGCUUCCGAGAGAAAUCGGAAGGGGACGGACAAAGGAACCUUCCUCGAGGAGAUUAUGCGUGUCGUGUUCUCACUGCCCGGCGAGUUCGAGGACGCGGACACCGUGACCGGGUACGAGAGAGCUUACUACCGUCAAGAGAAUUGCGACGCGGCGGAAGACAGGUGUCCGGACGUCUUCUGA
This is a messenger RNA of Nomia melanderi (Alkali bee), 567 nucleotides long. RefSeq lists its product as uncharacterized. The record is from RefSeq and is a predicted model, not a curated record. NCBI's taxonomy places the organism in Eukaryota, Metazoa, Arthropoda, Insecta, Hymenoptera, Halictidae.